AUGGUUCUAGAGUGGUCCGGAACAUCACAUGGCGAUGCUCUCGGACUAUUGAAUAAUUACUCAUUCAUUAGCCACCUACGUCUCACCCACUUCUUCACCACAAUACUUUAUAAGAAACAAUGCCCUCUGAAGCCCAUUUGUACUACAUUGCUCUUCUUUCAUCUUCUUUCUUUUUUCCCUCAGAUGGAACAAGAAAUUCCCAUUCCUUUCUCAACAGAUGGAUACAACAUGGGAAUCUCAAUUAUAGCAUGCAUGUUAAUAUCAUGGGUAUUAAUCCACAGAUGGAAUCAGAGAAACAAAAUAGGCCCGAAAACGUGGCCGCUCGUCGGGGCAGCGAUUGAACAGUUCAUGAAUUACAAUAGGAUGCACGACUGGAUUCUGAAGUACCUCUCCGAGUCGGAAACUGUGGUGGUGCCGAUGCCAUUCACCACGUAUACUUACAUUGCUGAUCCUGCUAACGUUGAGCAUGUCCUGAAGACCAACUUCGCGAAUUACCCAAAGGGUGAAGUAUAUCGCUCCUACAUGGAGGUGUUGCUGGGAGAUGGUAUUUUCAAUGUAGAUGGUGAGCUAUGGAGGAAACAAAGGAAGACGGCAAGCUUCGAGUUUGCAUCCAAAAACCUGAGGGAUUUCAGCACUCUAGUAUUCAGAGAUUAUAGCCUUAAGCUCUCUUCUAUUCUAAACAAAGCAUCUCUCCACAGCGAACAAAUAGACAUUCAGGAGUUGUUCAUGAGGAUGACUUUGGACUCCAUAUGCAAGGUGGGAUUUGGUGUAGAAAUAGGGACAUUGGCCCCCCAUCUACCAGACAACUCCUUUGCUCGGGCAUUUGAUAUUGCAAAUAUUAUUGUAACUCUUCGGUUCAUUGACCCAUUGUGGAAAAUAAAGAAAUUUCUUAACGUGGGUUCGGAAGCAGUGCUUGACCAGAGCAUCAAAAUCGUCGAUGAUUUCACUUACUCGGUUAUUUGGAAAAGGAAGGCAGAGAUAGAAGCAACUGGAGAGUCGAGCAAAAGCGAAAAGGUUAAGCAUGAUAUAUUAUCAAGAUUUAUUGAGCUAGGGAAAGACCCAGAAAACAACAUAACCGAUAAAAGCCUCAGAGAUAUUGUCCUGAAUUUUGUAAUUGCUGGCCGCGACACGACAGCCACAACUCUCUCUUGGGCCAUAUACAUGAUAAUGAGCAACGCCCAUGUAGCAGACAAGCUGUACUCAGAGCUCACAACAUUAGAGGAAGAAAGGGCGAAAGAGGAAAAGGUCUCGUUGAUUCAGUAUGACAUAGAGGAUUCUGAAACAUUCAAUCAAAGAGUAACACAAUUUGCUGGACUGCUAACAUAUGACUCGUUGGGAAGACUAUCCUAUUUACAUGCAGUGGUCACAGAGACACUCCGAUUGUACCCGGCAGUCCCUCAGGAUCCGAAAGGCAUCUUGGACGAUGAUGUUUUACCUAAUGGAACCAAAGUUAAGGCAGGAGGAUUGGUGACUUAUGUUCCAUAUUCAAUGGGAAGAAUGGAGUACAACUGGGGUCCCGAUGCAGCUUCAUUUAACCCUGAGAGAUGGCUCAAAGAGGGAUAUUUCCAGAAUGCAUCUCCAUUCAAGUUCACUGCCUUCCAGGCAGGGCCAAGGAUAUGCCUAGGGAAGGACUCAGCAUAUCUCCAAAUGAAGAUGGCUCUGGCUAUUUUGUGUAGGUUUUUCAAAUUCAGCUUAGUGCCAGGGCAUCCAGUGAAGUACCGCAUGAUGACAAUUCUGUCAAUGGCACAUGGAUUGAAGGUUACUAUUGACAGGCGUUUCUAAGACUUCUCAGGAACCCAAACCGUUGUUUAUGUUUUCCAUGGUAAAAAUUAAUGUUUCUGUUUGAUACAAUA
Messenger RNA from Rhododendron vialii, 1853 nucleotides. Its product is annotated as cytochrome P450 704B1. The record is from RefSeq and is a predicted model, not a curated record. The coding region runs from base 1 to 1782 and encodes 593 amino acids. The transcript has 6 exons. Gene Ontology annotation, molecular function: iron ion binding; heme binding; monooxygenase activity. NCBI's taxonomy places the organism in Eukaryota, Viridiplantae, Streptophyta, Magnoliopsida, Ericales, Ericaceae.